UAAAAAUGAAGGUAAUUCUUAUUGCAUGCUUACUCCUUGCAAGCACUAUGGCUUGGAAAUCAUUCGCUCCUGGAGAGGGACCUUUCUCCCACCUUUCUGAGGAUGAAUUUGCUGCUAGAUAUUUGAUGCCAUUAGAAAAUGAUGCUUUGCAAACUCCUCCAACAUUCAAUGCUAAUGAGUUCAAAUCCAUCUUCGGAACUCAUGGAUUCAGUUGGAGAACUCAUGAUACCAUGAGCCACUGUGUUGGAAAAAUCAGAAACCAAGGAAAAUGUGGAUCAUGCUGGGCCCAUGCUAUUGCUGAGUUCUUGAGCGAUAGAUACUGCAUUCAGAGCCAAGGUGCUCUCAACACAACAUUUGCUCCCCAAUUCAUGGUCGACUGUGCUGGAUUAGACUAUGAAGCUGAAGGAUGUGAUGGUGCUGAGACUCAGACCAUGCUCUCAUGGGUUGAAAAAUACGGACUUGUCAACGAGACCUGUUACCCAUACUUUUCUGGUGAUACUCAAGAUAAAGGAACUUGCCACGAUACUACAUGUACUGAUGGAUCUCCCAGCAUCAACCACGGAGUUGAGGACGGAUCUGUAAAGUUGUUCUUCAACUAUACCAAUGUUGACCUCGCUCAUGAACUUAUGAAUAAUGGACCAUUGUAUUUCUCAAUGGUUGUCUUCGGAGACUUCAAGGAAUAUCAUGGAGGAGUUUAUCAUCCAAUUGACUACACAAUGAAGGGAACUCAUGCUAUUAAAUGCGUUGGAUGGGGAUACGACGAACCCUCUGCAUCAUUCUACUGGGAGUGCGCUAACUCAUGGACUGAAGAAUGGGGAGAAGAUGGUUUCUUCAGAAUCGGAUUCAAUGACUUCAUUGGAUAUAAAGCUGGAUCAGCUCGUAUGGGAACUUCAAAAGUACCCCACUUGUUCUCAAGCUAAUCAUUCCUGAUAUGUUCAACCCUAAGAUAACGAAUAGGGGUUUUGGGGUUUUGG
Moneuplotes crassus is the source of this 974-nucleotide messenger RNA. Lineage: Eukaryota; Ciliophora; Spirotrichea; Euplotida; Euplotidae. The record is from the annotation of a GenBank genome assembly.